Abrus precatorius (Indian licorice) is the source of this 3348-nucleotide messenger RNA. Its product is annotated as probable disease resistance protein At4g27220. Lineage: Eukaryota; Viridiplantae; Streptophyta; Magnoliopsida; Fabales; Fabaceae. The record is from RefSeq and is a predicted model, not a curated record. Gene Ontology annotation, molecular function: ADP binding. The transcript has 5 exons. The annotation marks the transcript as partial.
AAAUUGAUGGACUUGCUUUUGGGAUUUUUGUCUUCUAUUUCAAGAGAUUUGGCGUGCGGAGUAGUGAAUCAACUACGUUAUCCUUGUUGUUUCAACAAAUUUGUUGAUGAACUUGAAAAAGAAGAAGGCAAUUUGAUUGCCACAAGAAAUACUGUACAAGACCGUGGUGCACAUGCCCAGAAACAAGCGAGAAAGUCUACUGAAGUUGUUGAAAAGUGGCUGAAUGAUGCUAACAUUGAUGUAGAAAAAGUGAAUCAACUGCUAACAGAGGCAAGAACCAAAAAGACUUGGUGUUUUGGGCUUUGUUCAAAUUGGAUUUGGCGAUACCAAUUAGGAAAGAAGUUAGCAAGUAAAAAUGAGGAGCUUAAAGAAUGCACUGAAAAAGGUAGACAAUAUAUACAAAUUGAACGCAUUGCUACACUUCCUUCCACUAAGCUUGGUUUUCUCUCAGAAAAUUGUUUGAAUUUUGCAAGUAGAAAAUCUGCUAAUGAACAGCUGAUGGAGGCAGUGAAAGAUGAUCAGGUUGGCAUGAUUGGAUUGUUUGGGAUGGGUGGUUGUGGUAAAACCACGUUGGCAAUGGAAGUUGGGAGGGUAGCAGAGGCAGAACAUCUCUUUGACAAAGUUCUUUUUGUACCUGUCUCUAAAACGGUAGAAGUUCAAAGGAUCCAAGAAAAAAUUGCAAGCUCACUUCAGUAUUCAGAAAACGAAGAAAUUGAGAGAGCCCAACGCUUAUUCCAUAGAAUAAGACAUGAAAAAAGGAUUCUGGUGAUUCUAGAUGAUGUGUGGCAGAGGCUUAAUUUUAGAGCCAUAGGGAUUCCCCCUCAUGAAGAUCAUAAAGGUUGUAAGGUUCUCAUCACCACUCGAUAUGGAAAUGUUUGUCAAGGAAUGAAUUGUCAAAGAACGGUUCAAUUACAAAUACUGAGCAAUGACGAAGGGUGGAUUCUUUUCCAACAGCAAGCAAAUAUAUGUGAGGAAGCUUCCAGUCCCUUGAAAUUGGCAAGAGACAUUUCAGAUGAAUGCAAAGGAUUGCCUGUUGCCAUUGCAGCUGUGGCUGGCUCUUUGAAAGGCAAAGCUGAAGCUGAUUGGAAGGCAGCUUUGAAUAGAUUGAGAAGUUCGAUACCAGUGAACAUUGAAGAAGGUUUGCAAGAUCCUUACAAGUGCCUCCAAUUAAGCUAUGACUAUUUGGACACCGAAGAAACCAAGUCUCUUUUGUUGUUGUGUUCUGCAUACGCCGAAGAUUAUGAAAUACCAGUUGAAGAAUUAACCAGAUAUGCUGUAGGUCUAGGCUUAGGUGGAGAAGUUGGCUCAUACGAUGCAAAAAGAAAUGAGGUAACUGCAGCUAAAAAUAAGCUCAUAAGUUCUUGUUUGUUGAUAGCUGUUGAGCCAGGGAAUCGUGUCAAAAUCCAUGACUUAGUUCGCGACGUAGUCCAAUGGAUUGCGAAGCAUGGGAAUAAAGAUGUGAAUGAAUACCCUCCACCAAGAUACCUAUGGUGUGAGGAAUUUCCAAAUGAACUUGACUGUUCCAAUCUUGAAUUUAUAAGGACACAAACAAACGUGGAAGCAUUGGAUGAAAUAUUCAGAAGAAUGAGAAAACUCAAAGUUUUGAUUCUAGAAAAUGUGGGGUCCCAGAAGCAAUUGUCGAUGAUGUUAGUCAAAUCGUUGACAAAUCUUCGUUGUCUAGCCCUCGAAGAAUGGGAAUUAAGCGACAUCUCAAUUGCAGAAGAUAAAUGGAAUCUUGAAGGUCUUGCAUUGAUUAGCUGCUCGUUCCAGUUCCCUAAAUUAUUAGACGGUGUUUUAGCUAAAGAAUUGACAUAUUUGAAAUGGUUAGAGAUAAAAGAUUGUGGCAUGGAAUGGAGUACUUUUGAAGUGAUCAUAAGACUACCACAACUGGAAGAAUUGUACAUCGUCGACAAAGGAAUAAGAAGUGUUGUUUACUCUGAAAACUUUGACAAGUUCGUUGUUCCACAGAGACUGCAAUGGUUUGGCAUCGAAUUUGGAAUACGAUAUUUUCCUAUAAUUUCCACUGAUGACCGAGCUUUGUUGGUCAGUGAGUUUCGCAUGUCAAAUGAAAUUAUCAAGGGUUUUGCCAGAAAAGCUGAGACUUUGGAACUGUAUUUUAUGACCGGAUGUGAGAAAAAUAUUAUCCCUGACUUAUUUGAAACAGAAAGAGGAAGCUCGAACGAGUUGAAAAGGCUUAACAUGUUUUAUUGUAGGGAGAUAAGAACCUUAUGGCACGGUCUGUUGCCUUUCAGCGGGCCUUUUGAGAAACUAGAGAGCCUGUGUAUAGAGUCAUGUCCAAAAUUAACUUCUCUGGUUGCUCUAAAUGAGGUACAAAUGGAAGAAUUAGAAAUAUCAAGAUAUGGUCAGAGUCAAAAUGAAUUCGAGCGCCAGCUUCCUCUGCAAUUCAAUCUCUUCCAAAAUCUUCAAGAAGUUACGGUAGAACGUUGCGAUGAAUUGAAAUACUUAUUCUCAAUCAGCGUGGAAGGAGAGUUAUCUGGAUUGAAAGAGUCAGAAUUAGAUGAAAUCAUGGAGGAUGAGAAGCCUCAAGUUUUUCCAAAUCCUUAUUUGGAAUCUAAUCAAUAUCAAAAUCUGCGAGCAUGUACUUCUAUUGCAUCAACAUCAUCCUUUGCCAAGCACCGAGAUUUUGACCAUGAAGAAUUGGGAUGCUGUCUUCCCAAAGUUAAAAAAGCUCAGAGUAAACACCUGUCACCAACUGGAAUACGUGCUUGGCCCGUAUCAUCGGAGUAUUCAUAUUCUUCUCCCAUCAUUGGAAAUACGUACUUGAAAGAUAGUUAUGUUCUAAUCAUCAGGGAAGCCUCUGAGUUAGAAGAACUAAUCGGAGAAGGUGACGUGACAAGGAAUGUGAAACUUGAGCUUCCAAAGCUGAAUGCUUUGAUAUUUUGGAAAUUGACAAAAUUUCGCCAAGAGAUUGAAUCACAUGUUGAGGUGGAUCGUGUUGUCCUUAAUUGUCCAAAUCUCUCGUUGACUUCAAAUGCCAUUCUUGAAGAACUCUGGUCAAAAAUAGAAGAUGAUGUAGAAAGAGUUUUUGAUCUCUCAUACGAGAUACGGGAGUUGCUUUUUAAAAUUAGUUCAGGGCGUGGCGGGUUGAGAACGGGAGACAUUAUCUUUGAAGAUCUGCCGGUAGCCACUGUAGAAGAUGACCCUAAAUCUCGAAGAGCAUCAGGAAUUGGGUCGCCUUCUUCACAAACACAGGAGUCGGUUUCUGAAACAAGUUCGGAGACAUUGCCUUUGAAUAUCUGGGAGAAGCCACCGUGUCCAGAUGGCCCUAUAUCUCGAAAAGCAUCAGAAAGUGGGUCGCCUUCUUCACAAGUGAGUUAUGCCAGCUGA